AUGGAGUGUUUCAGUGCUGCAAUUAGAUCACAAGCGCUUUGCUGGGGUACAGUCGCGGACAAAGAAAGACAACAAUUCCAGCGGAAGGGCAGUUGGCGGUGGAUCUUCCUCCUCGAAGGCCUUGGUACACUUUGCUUGUGCCCCAUCGCAUGGGUUUUCGUUCCAGAUUUCCCGGACAAAAAUCGUUUUCUCACCGAAGAUCAAACGCAAUUGAUUUUGGAUCGUGUUGAAGAGGACCGUGGAGACUCAUUGCCUGAUAAAUUGACUGCUGCCAAAGUGUUGAGACAUUUGAGGGACCCGUUCCUGUGGACGUAUGGUUUGAUGUUUAAUUGUGUCACGAUGCCGGGCGCCGCAAUGGCUUUCUUCAUCCCCACCAUCUUGAGUGGGAUGGGGUUCUCAGAAACAAUGUCACUCCUUCUAACUACCCCACCGUACUAUAUCGCCGCAGGAAUGAGCACAUUCUUUUUCGCCUGGAUUUCAGACAAAACGAAGAAAAGAGCAAUCUGGCUCGGGGUCCAAACCCUGAUGCUCACCACUGGUUUGAUGAUCACAGGUUAUGCCACGCCCCACGGCGCUCGUUAUCUUGGACUUUUCCUCAUCAAUAUGGGGGCGUCCGGUUCUAUACCAGGAAUUAUUGCCUACAACGCCAACAAUGUAAUCACCCACACCAAAUGUGCCGUGUCAACCGGUGUGAUAGUCGCCUUUGGCGGAGUAGGUGGCGUAUUCGCGACGACGGUCUACCGCCAACAAGACUUCCCUCGGAAGCUGGCCACUUAUUUUCUGCAGCUUGUAGUGCACAAAAUAUCCAAAAUUUUAUAUCAUUGGAAAGCUUGA
Molecule: messenger RNA, 834 nt
Organism: Laccaria bicolor S238N-H82
Lineage: Eukaryota; Fungi; Basidiomycota; Agaricomycetes; Agaricales; Hydnangiaceae
Exons: 7
Coding region: 1-834 (277 amino acids)
Biological process (GO): transmembrane transport
Cellular component (GO): membrane
Molecular function (GO): transmembrane transporter activity
Source: RefSeq, a predicted model, not a curated record